AUGAGAGCCGCAGGUGGGACGUGAAACUGGCCGCUUUUACCCGUUAGUUUUACCGACGAUUUCAUUUUCCGUGAGUGCUCGAGUGGUGCUUCUGAACGACAUGGGGAAGCUUCAGGAAUUCGAGAUUACUUUCACUAACAACAAAGUGGUCUACAACCCCGGUGAAUCCAUAUCAGGAACUGUGAGAAUUAAAACAAGCCACUCCUUACAGUUUAAAGCCAUUAAAGUCAACUGUGUGGGGUCGUGUGGCAUCUCGUCCAAGCUGAAUGAUGCAUCGUGGAUGGUUGAGGAGAAGUACUUAAGCAGCACACUGUCUGUGGCCGAUAAAGGUACUCUACCAGGUGGUGAGCACAGCUUUCCGUUUCAGUUUCUCAUUCCAGCAUCCGUUCCAACCUCGUUCGAAGGUCCAUUUGGGAAGAUUUUAUACAAAAUUAGGGCUUUUAUUGACACGCCACGUUUCUCAAAGGACUACAAGACCCAGCGACCAUUCUACCUUCUCAAUGUGCUCAACCUCAAUGAGUUGCCAGAUAUAGAGCAACCCAGCUGUGCUGUGACAACAAAAAAGUUUAACUACCUCCUGGUAAAAACAGGAACGCUCAUGCUGAAGGCCUGCAGUGAUCUAAGAGGAUACACUCCUGGACAGGUUAUCAAACUAUCCACCGAGAUCCAUAACAAGUCUGGUAAAGACACCGGCUAUGUGAUGGCCAGCCUUAUUCAGAGAGUGUCGUAUAAGACAAAGCGGCCAGUGUUUGAUUUGCGGACCAUAGCGGAGGUCGAGGGUGCCGGAGUGAAGGCUGGCAAACAUGCAGAGUGGAGAGAACAGAUCAUCGUCCCGCCUCUUCCUCAGUCAGGCCUCACUAGCUGCAGCCUCAUAGAUAUUGAGUAUUUUAUCCAGGUUUCACUAAAAUCUCCAGAGGCUGUGGUCACGUUACCCAUCUACAUUGGGAACAUUGCUGUAAACUUGACUCCCUCCAUUCCUCACCCCAUCGCUCAAGGUGCUCCAAUGCCAGCUAUGCCAAGCUUUAGCCCUGCGGCCGUAGUCCCCAGCGCACCUCCUGCGGAGGAUAACCUGGGUGAGCUGGGUGCUGGAGGAGUAGACAGUGAGGAGAUCCCCACCAAGAGUCAUUCUCAGCAGGACCAGUCCGGCGUGCCUCUCACCAUGUCUCCCAGUGCAUUCGGUCAAGCGUCUGGUCCAGUCGUGCCACAGGCAGCCCAAUCAUCAGAUGGCUCCGCUCCUGUGUUCUGUUUGUCAACAGGGGCCACCAUACCUUUCUUCACAGAUGGUAAUGCAACACCAGUGCCCACUUCCUGUCCCCUCAUUCUGCCCCCUGAAUACAGCACCUGGGAAUACCCACACGAGCCGCCUCCCACUUACGAGGAAAGCUGCAGUAGCAACAACUCCAGCUUCAACAGUAGCAUGAGGUAGACCCACACGGGGUCUUGUUUCUUCAUCACGCCAUUCAUCUGGUGCCCCCUGGUGGACGGUACAGACAUUGCAGCCAGGCCAAUAAACCUGGCUCUUGUUCUCCAUGAACCAAGUCUGUUCAAAACAUAUAAUUUUUUGUUAACCCCCUCAGAUUAUUGGAGAAAACAACCCUGAAACUGUACAGGAAGAAUGUUUCAGUGCCUAAGAAGAUGUAGCACUCUUGAGCAAGCCCAAGACGAGACAAACUCAGAGUCCUUGUGAAACGAAUACCAGCAUCUGUAACGUUUUGACGUUUUUCAUUCAACCAAGGCUGGCCUUAUACAAUGCUCAUCACAAAACAUGCUCCCUAAAUUUUGAAUUCUAUCUCUUUGAGGGAAAAAAUACUCCUUUACUAGUGACGAUCCAUUGCGAGUUAUAAGGCACUCCAUGCUUAUGCCAGCGGGAAUGGCUCUUGACGAAAACACUGGGCUGCAGAGAAAGUUACUCUGGAAAGAACAAGUUUUAUUUAUUGAUUAUGAUUGAUGUUGGAAGUUUUCAUUUGACUUUUAAAAUCCAUCUCAUUACCAAAUGGACACUGUGUGGAUACAGCUGCGGAAUACCAAUGUAGUCAAUCAUUUUGGGCACAUACAUCAUUAUCACUUGGCCAAACGGUAGCCAACAUAUUACAUAUCAUUUUUAAAUGAGAACUGCAUUUUUUAGGAUGGCACUUCAGACUCCUGUCUGUCAUUUUGUUACCUUAUUUUACACAAAACAGCAACGUAAUCAGAUUUUUCUUUUCUGGGGUUUACCACUUCACGCUAGAAUUAUUAUUUCAAAGUAUUUCAAAGAACUGUCAUUCUUAGUGUGUGUGUGUAUGUUUUUUUUUUUUUUUUUUUCUCCCUCCAGAUCAGUGCUGGUAAUAUGUUAGAUGUUGGAAAUUUCUGAUAUGCAUUGUUUGAAAUUGAUUCGAGCUGUAUAUGUCUUUGUAUGUGAUUUGUUUGGUCUUAUGCAUUGAUAUUCUCAUACUAGCCCACAGCGAUUGGAGAUUUAUGAUGGAUUUCCGGCGAGGCCUUAGGCUGUACUUGGAUUGUUGCAUACAGUCCUUCAAUAUGGCAAACGCUUUUUCUGAAACACUUGUUCAGACCCUUGAACUGUUGAAGAAAUUGAAAAAUUGAAGCACAAAAGGCACUUUUAUAUGUGUGUGUGUGUGUCUGUGUUUGGGAAUGUUUUCUCAAAUCCUUCUCCAAAAUCUAAAUGAUCAAGUUCCAUUUUUAGUUCAGUGUUGGAAGUUUAGUACUUGAUUCUGUCAGCAAAGGAAGCCCAGCUACACUACCAGUCAAAAGUUUUUGAACAGUAAGAUUUUUAAUGUCUCUUCUGCUCACCAAGCCUGCAUUUAUUUGAUUGAAAGUACAGCAAAAAGAGUAAAGUUUGAAAUAUUUUUAUUGUUUAAAAUAACUGUUUUCUAUUUAAAUAUAUUUUAAAAUGUCAUUUAUUCCUGUGAUUUCAAAACUGAAUUUUAGCAUCAUUACUCCAGUCACAUGAUCCUUCAGAAAUCAUUCUAAUAUUCUGAUUUGCUGCUCAAAACAUUUGUUAUAUUAUUACUAUGUUGAAAACAGCUGAGUAGAUUUUUUUCAGAUUUCUUUGUUGAACAGAAAGUUCAGAAGAACAAAACAGAAAUCCUUUGUAACAUUAUAAAUGUCUUUAUCAUCACUUUUGAUCAAUUUAAAGCAUCCUUGCUGAAUAAAACUAUUCUUUUCUGUAAUUUCUUUCCCAGAUUUCAGAUAAAUGCUGAUCUUUGGAUCUUUCUGUUUAUCAAAGAAUCCUGAAAAAAUGUACUCAACUGUUGUAAAUAUUGAUAAUAAUAAUACGUUUCUUGAACAGCAAAUCAGCAUAUUAGAAUGAUUUGUAAAUGAUUUUAAAUAGUAAAAAUACUUUAGGACUGUAUUGUUUUUGCUGUACUUGGGAUCAAAUAAAUAUAGGCUUGGUGAGUGAAAAAGACUUUAAAAAACAUUAAAAAUCUUGGUGUUCAAAAACUUUUGACUGGUAGUGUAUAUCAUGAAUGAUUUUGUAUAAAGACAUGUUUUAAGUACUAAAUUAUGUGAUAUUCUCUAUCUUUUCACUCUCUCCCUGAGUGUUUAUUUAAAAUGUAUAUGUAUGUACCAUUUACAGUGCUGAGAUCGAAAAAUCAGUGGGUCAUUCAGUAUGUAAAAAAAAAAAUUAACAGUGAAAAGCUGAUGCAUUCAUGUGCUAAUAUGUAUGUUUCUUAAGAAUUAACGAAAGUCCAGUAGCUUUAUUUUAUUUUCAUCAUGAGGGUUGAUUUUCUGACCUAUGUAAUUUUGUUGGACAUAAAAUGGAUCUAUUGUGCCUGGGUUAUGCAUUCACCCUGUUUGCUUCAUAUUUCCCUCUCUGAAAGUCAUAACAUUAUAAACCUUUCAGAAUGCAAACACUUCAAAGAAAAGUCUUAUAUUUUGUUACAUUUGUAAGUAGGGUAAAUUGACGGUCUGAUUGUGAUUGAUUGUGGAAACUGUAUUUUAAAAAACUGAUAUUUGUAGCAUGAAAUGAAUCAAUGCAGUUUAUUAACAGUUAAACAUCAUAACAUGUUUAAAAUUGUUCAAAAAUGUACUUUUGAAUCAUCUUGUUAGACUGCAAAAGGUACAGAUAUUAUUGAAUGACCCAUUCGUAUUCAUAUCAAGGUAAAUUGACUGCUGAUUGUAUCCCAGCAGGCCACUGUGACUUCUAACAGUGCACCUAAACUCAAAUUCAGAUUGUGUUUCUUCACUGUGAGCAGCACUGUUAACAUUUCAGCCACUGCACAAAUGUUAAAAACAUUCAAAUUCACAUUUAUUAUCGUUUGUCAUCAAAAUCCAGUACAGAAAACCCUGACUUGAACAGCUGUCUCUGUUUUGUAAUCACAUUUUGCCUUAAUGUGAAUCUGAUGCAUCACUGGUCUCAGUGUAAUUGUAAAAAAGACAUUGUAUCGCUUUCACCGUUCUCUGCAUUUGCCUCUCGAGCCUCUUUGGCUUUCUGUUGGCAGCAGAAAGAGUCAUGAGGGAUAGUAGAUAGUUAUUUUAGCACUGCAGGAAAAAGAAAUGAUUAAAUUGUGCAAAAUGCUGACAUUGCAGUAUGGACAAACAGUUAUUUCUUCGUUAUUUACAUGUGCUAUGUUCUGUCUUUUCCUUUUCAUCAAAGGUUCAACAGCUUUAUCAAGUUUUAUUUCAUCAUUGUGUGGUACUUUGCUUUCCCUGGAUUUUCCAGCAGGUUUUGAAAUAAAGUAGCACGAUCGUGGAUCAGUGUUCUGUGUAAAGAUGUGACAAAAUGAAACUUGUACAGCAAAUAAAAUCAUUAAAUUCUCAUUUUUCCCCUUAA
Messenger RNA from Labeo rohita (rohu), 4771 nucleotides. It is a transcript of the gene arrdc1b, whose product is annotated as arrestin domain containing 1b. Gene Ontology annotation, biological process: protein transport. Gene Ontology annotation, cellular component: cytoplasm. Gene Ontology annotation, molecular function: ubiquitin-like ligase-substrate adaptor activity; ubiquitin protein ligase binding. NCBI's taxonomy places the organism in Eukaryota, Metazoa, Chordata, Actinopteri, Cypriniformes, Cyprinidae. The record is from RefSeq and is a predicted model, not a curated record. Bases 101 to 1426 code for a protein of 441 amino acids. The transcript is spliced from 8 exons.